AUGUCUACCACAGAGGGCUUUACCUCUUACCACCCACCAGCUCACCACAUCCCAAUCAUAUCCGAAGUCCAGAGCCUCUUCUCAACAUCUCUCAUUCCCACAGAAGUGGUCAGCUCACUCCCCAAUGGCUAUACCAUCCGCCCGCUUUCGCGAGACGACUACGCCAAGGGCUUCUUCGACUGUCUGCGCGUACUGACCUGGGUGGGCGACCCCACCGAAGCCGAGUUCACUGAGCGGUUCGACGAGAUGGUCGAGGCGAAGGGCACUUAUUACUUCGUGGUGAUCGAGUACGAAGGCUGUAUUGUGGGCACGGGCUGUUUAGUCGUUGAGAGGAAAUUCAUCCACAACCGCAGCAAGUGCGGCCACAUCGAGGAGAUCUCGAUAGCCAAGGAAUACCAGGGCAAGGGGCUCGGGUUGAAGAUAAUGGAGGCGCUGGACUCGGUGGCGGUCGCUGUGGGCUGCUCGAAGAGCAUUCUCAACUGCGGGCCACGGAAUGAACCCUUCUAUGUCAAAUGCGGGUAUGAGAAUACGGGUGUAGAGAUGACCCGGACUUAUGUCAACGACGAAUCCGAGUAG
This is a messenger RNA of Anthostomella pinea, 576 nucleotides long. Lineage: Eukaryota; Fungi; Ascomycota; Sordariomycetes; Xylariales; Xylariaceae. The record is from the annotation of a GenBank genome assembly.